AUGGCGGCUCAGACGAACGGACACGGUGCGAGUAGGCCAUCUGCAGCUUCGAGAUUCCCAACUGCACCUUCAAUCAUGACCAUGAAUGGACACUUUGCGGGAGUUGGCGAUGCGCCGACCAAGGAGCAGUACGAACAAGGCAUUCAGGUCAUCGAUGGGGAGAAAGAGUUCAAUCCGCAUCUUAACCACUACCUCCAACUCACCAAGAUUGCACAAUCCGGCUUCAACUACCACCUCAUAUCCGUCUUUGGCUCGCAGUCCACCGGGAAAUCGACCCUGCUCAACCACUUAUUCGGAACUGACUUUGGGGUGAUGUCUGAGACGGAGCGCCGGCAGACUACCAAAGGAAUAUGGAUGUCAAAGAACAAACGCGAUCAGGCGCAAGUUUCGGAUUCACAAAAGAUGGCAGACAACAUUUUGGUGAUGGAUGUGGAAGGUACCGAUGGUCGUGAGCGAGGAGAGGACCAGGAUUUCGAAAGAAAGAGCGCACUAUUCGCCCUGGCCACCAGUGAGGUUCUGAUCGUCAAUAUCUGGGAGCAUCAGGUCGGACUGUACCAAGGUGCCAACAUGGGAUUGCUAAAGACAGUCUUCGAAGUCAACUUGCAGUUGUUUUUGAACGAUAAGCAGUCUAACCCUCGGUCGCUCCUAUUCUUCGUCAUUCGCGAUCAUAUCGGAGCCACUCCCCUUGCGAACCUCCGCAACACCCUCAUCGCUGAUUUAACAAAUAUAUGGACCACUCUUUCGAAACCAAAGGGUCUGGAGAAUUCCCGGAUAGAAGACUAUUUUGAUUUCGGUUUCGCCGCAUUACCGCACAAGAUCUUACAACCAGAAAAGUUUCUGACAGAGGUAGAAAGACUUGGAUCGAGAUUCAGAGCUGGCCACCGAACGACGAAGGAACACGGUUUUGACGCCGCCCACGAACUCGAGGGUGGCAUAUUCCUGCCUGAGUACCACCGCAGAAUUCCUGCCGAUGGAUAUUCUGUAUAUGCGCAAGGAGUUUGGGAUCAGAUCUCUUGCAACAAGGACCUUGACUUGCCUACACAACAGGAGCUCUUAGCGCAAUUUCGAUGCGACGAAAUUUCCCGGGAGGUCCUGGAAGCCUUCGAUGUUGCCAUACAGCCACUCGAAGAAAAGCAAUCCGACGCGGUCAGACUUGGAAAGCCUACCGUACUCGAGGCGUUGGGCGCAUCCGGAUCCGAGGCGCGUCUCAAGGGUAUCAAGGCCUUCGAAGUUGAAGCUAGCAGAUAUCACAAAGGAGUAUACGCAAGGAAGCGGGUGGAGCUGGAGGGAAAAAUUGAUACCCGGUUGAAGGCUCUGUACCACGGACAACUCACUGCAGCACACAAAGAAGGUGUUGCCUCUUUUAGCGAUGCUGUGUCAGCAGCGGUCAAGGCUGGCCAAAAGAAAGGGGCAUCUUAUGAGUUUGCCGAGAUCGUCGAGCGCGAGAAACAAGUUGCCCUUGGGCAUUUCGAAACUGAAGCUCGUAGUCUUGCCAUAGAAGGCGUUUCCUGGACCAAUUUCAAGCCACAAUAUGGGCUGUUCGAGCAGGAGUUGAACGAAGUCAGCUCCCAAUUACGAAAAGAGGAAAUGCGCCGCCUUGCUACCAGAGUUGAGAGAUGGGUCCGGUCCAGAUUGGGUGAUUCGGUAGGACUGGAGUUCAACAAGUUGGGAUCAGGUCGUGGUCGAAGUGGAGCGCCUGAAAUAGGCGAGAAACCCGCAACAGAAAAAGACCUGUGGGAUCGAAUAUGGAAUCUCUUCGUGGCAGCCGUCAAGGAAGCCGAAACACGUUUCAUUGAACGAGCCAAAAGCUUCGACGCCGACCAGGACGAGAUUGAAGUCGGCUUAUGGCGACUGAGACGCAAAAGUUGGGGGGUCCUGCGCGCGAGGAUUGACGAAGAGGUUAUGGAAGGCAAUAUUCUUCUCAAGCUUCGCGAGAACUUUGAGGACAAAUUCCGCUAUGAUGAAGCUGGCGUACCAAGAAUUUGGAGGCCAACUGAUGAUAUCGAGGGGAUUUACACGAAAGCAAAAGAGUCAACUCUUACCCUCAUACCUCUUCUUUCUCGGUUCAGACUUGCUGAGACCUAUGGAUCCCCUGAACUCCCAGACUGGAUCGGAAAUGCGCCAGCAAGUGUCGAUCCAAAGGAUGAGGAAGACCUCACUCCGAUCGGCGGAGUAGACGAGGAAGAGGGCAAGAGUCUCGAGGAAGAAAUGACGAUUUUGAGCGAGGCCAAACGUCAAGACCUCGUCGUAAGAUUCAAGAAGACAGCCGAUGGUGUCUACGUUGAAGCAAAGCGUAGUGCUAUCGGCGGAGUUGCUCAAGUUCCACUCUAUUUCUAUGGCCUGCUCUUAGCACUAGGGUGGAACGAGGUUGUUGCUGUGCUCCGCAACCCCGUCUACUUCAUCUUCUUGAUCCUUCUCGGCGUUGCUGCCUAUGUAACAUACACCCUGAACCUCUGGGGGCCUAUUCUCCGUAUGGCUAACGCCGCGUCAUCGCAAGCCGUCGAAAUCGGCAAAGAGAAGCUACGGGACUUUCUGGAGAGCUCGGAUGCGGGACGCCAGGCCCUGGCUAUGAAAGGCAGGGACGAUGACUCGGUUAGCUUGAAUACUCUGGAUAGUAGGGGCAAAAAGAAAACUGCCGAGGACGAAGACGAAGACGAUGACAUCUAG
Messenger RNA from Drepanopeziza brunnea f. sp. 'multigermtubi' MB_m1, 2667 nucleotides. RefSeq lists its product as uncharacterized. Gene Ontology annotation, molecular function: GTP binding; GTPase activity. Gene Ontology annotation, cellular component: endoplasmic reticulum. NCBI's taxonomy places the organism in Eukaryota, Fungi, Ascomycota, Leotiomycetes, Helotiales, Drepanopezizaceae. The record is from RefSeq and is a predicted model, not a curated record. Gene Ontology annotation, biological process: endoplasmic reticulum membrane fusion.